Messenger RNA from Salvia splendens (bonfire salvia), 1461 nucleotides. RefSeq names its product ankyrin repeat-containing protein At2g01680. NCBI's taxonomy places the organism in Eukaryota, Viridiplantae, Streptophyta, Magnoliopsida, Lamiales, Lamiaceae. Gene Ontology annotation, molecular function: protein binding. The coding region runs from base 106 to 1317 and encodes 403 amino acids. The record is from RefSeq and is a predicted model, not a curated record. Gene Ontology annotation, cellular component: plasma membrane. The transcript is spliced from 2 exons.
UUGUCUUACCAAUCCCCAUCUCAUUUGUUUGUCCUAACGCCUAGAUGUAACCUUAAUUAAUUAAUACUAGUAAUACUUGAUUCUUGGUAUUGAAGUGCAAAGAAUAUGGCUUCAGAAAGAAGAGUACACGAUGCUACAACAAAGGGCGAUUUAGCAUCACUAAGACAAGUGUUCCAACAGGAUCCAUAUCUCGUGGAAGCAACUUCAUUCCCAUUUUCAAGAACUCUGUUACACAUAGCCAUCACUCAUGGGCACAUCACCAUAGUUGAUGAGGUGCUUGAGAUCAAUCCGAGGCUAGCUCGAAUCCUAGACUCCCAAAAACUGUCGCCUCUCCACAUCGCGGUAGAGGAAGGGAAUGUGGAGAUUGUAAAGAGAUUGGUGUUGGUGGCGCCCGAGACGUGCUGGUGGCGAGACAGUCAUGAUAUGAACCCGAUUCAUGCUGCGGCCAUGGCUGGGCGUGUGGAGAUCUUGGAUGAGCUGAUCCAAGUGGAUCCGUCUCCGGGUUUGGAGAGGCUGCGUCGCGGGCAGACCGUGCUGCAUUUGUGUGUGAAGCACGGUCAGCUUAGUGCGUUGAAGGUGUUGGUGGAGAGGCUGGGGGAGCUUGUGUGUGCCAAGGAUGAUGAUGGAGAGACACUUCUGCAUUUGGGUGUUAGGUGCAAUCAGCUUGAGAUGAUAAGAUACUUGGUGCGAACCACUAAACUAGACAAGGAGACAACAAAUGCAAUGGGCAAAACAGCAUUGGAUAUCUUGAAAGAGAGCCCUAGAGAUGACAUCACCUAUGGAGAAAUGAAAAGAAGCUUGAGCAGUUUAUCAGAUCACUCAACACUGCUGGGAAUCCUCCCAAAGAUGACCGACAUCACAAUGGUGGUGGUGGUCCUGAUCGCCACCAUGGCCUUCCAGGCGGCGAUCAGCCCCCCGGGUGGGGUGUGGCAGGACAACACGUCAUCCCACAGAGCGGGGCAAGCUGUGAUGGCAUCUACUCAUCCCAAAAUGUAUAGGCACUUUGUGAAUGCCAACACCACGGCUUUCGUGUCGGCUCUGGUGACGAUCAUGCUGAUCACGACAGGGCUGCCGCUGGAGCAGUUCUUUUUCCUGGUGGUGGCGACGACGGCGAUGUGGCUGUCGCUGACGUCGCUUGGGGUGGGGUACGGGGCGUCCCUGAUCAUGACCACGCCCAAUGAAGAGCAGUCGCUUGGGUAUAUUGUUGCCUCGGUCGUCUCUGUUUUCUUCUUCUUUGUUAUGUUGUUACUGCUCUACCUUUCUAUCAAUGGAUUGCGUUCAUCCUUGAGGAGGAGAUCAACCGAGGGAUCGCUGUGAUAAAACACAAAUGACAAAUGAGAUCGCUCUUCAAAUUUAAUGUUGCAAUUAUCAAAAACUUAAGUUUUGAAUCGAUUUCUGAGACGUUGUAUCAAAUUUUGUUGCGGAUGAAUUAAAUCUGUAUGGAUUGACAUUGUCUUCUAA